UAAAGUCAAUUCGAGUAAUUUGUCUCGUUUCUACACUAGCAGCGUUUAGCCGUUCGGUUUCAGAAAAGAUAAAAGAUACGUCAAACAUUCGAAAAUGAAACAAUCUUCGGGAGUAUCGUCUUGUUUACCAGUAUCGGCGAAGAUGUCGAAGGCAAAGAAAGUGCUAGAUGAAGCGCGUGAAACGCAAAAUCGUGAGUUAGAUUUGGUGGACAAGAGCGUUUCCUCAUUCGAGGAAUUGCCCGGAUUGUUCAACAUGCUCAACAUCACCCGCAUCACGCUGAGCCACAAUAAAAUCUCCAUCGUACCACCUGGCAUAGCCAAUCUCUCCAACUUGGAAAUUCUAACAUUAGCGAACAACCAGAUUCAGGAGCUGCCAGUUUCUCUAUCAUCCAUGCCAAAACUUCGUAUCCUGAAUGUGUCAAUAAAUCGCAUUAGUUCACUUCCACGAGGUUUUGGUGCUUUCCCUGCCUUGGAAAUUCUUGAUCUCUCCUACAACAAUUUGAACGAGAAAAAUCUGCCCGGGAACUUCUUCAUGAUCGAGACACUCCGCGCACUUUACUUGGGAGAUAAUGAUUUUGAAUUUUUGCCGCCUGAAGUUAAAAAUUUGAAGAAUUUGGAAAUAUUGGGUUUGCGAGAUAAUGAUCUGUUGGAUAUCCCACGUGAAAUUGGAGAGCUGACAAGAUUAAGAGAAUUGCAUAUUCAGAACAAUCGUCUCACCGUGUUGCCUCCCGAAGUUGCAAACUUGGACUUGUUGGGCAGCAAAUCCGUGAUGAAGAUGGAAGAAAAUCCUUGGGUAACGCCGAUAAUGGAACAGUAUUUGUUGGGUAUCAGCCAUGUUUUGGACUACAUAAAAACGGACACAUACAAAGUGCUAUAUAACCGACACAUGCACGCUGGUCGUAGUGGACCGCCACCACCAAAAGUGGACAAGAGCAAGAAAGCGUCCAGAAACUGGGCUUAAAACCAAAGUGCAAUAACCAUCCUGGCCAAACUGACCGGUAUUUUAUACGAAAAUUUUGCUAGCUUCUACUAAAAUACACUAAGUUCUUAAUAAUGUGCCUUGAAUAGAAAGAAGGAUUUAUUUUAAAAUUGAUGACUAUUAUGUAUUUAUAUUCUUAAUACUUUUUAUUCAUAGUCAAAAUCUAUUGUACACAAUACUAAUAAGUUUUAAUAAAAGUUUACCGAGAACCGAGA
This is a messenger RNA of Hermetia illucens (black soldier fly), 1194 nucleotides long. It is a transcript of the gene ics, whose product is annotated as ras suppressor protein 1. The transcript is spliced from 3 exons. Gene Ontology annotation, molecular function: protein binding. Lineage: Eukaryota; Metazoa; Arthropoda; Insecta; Diptera; Stratiomyidae. The coding region runs from base 95 to 961 and encodes 288 amino acids. The record is from RefSeq and is a predicted model, not a curated record.